AUGAUCGGUGAGAAAUCUAAAACCCUUCUUCUACACACUGAAGUGGUCGGAGUUUUAGAACGCCGCAGGGAAAAGGGACCCGUUUCACGACUCGAACCCGUCCCGACCCGACUUUGGAGGGACUUUUAUAAAAUCGUCUCGCAUUCUUCUCCGUCUCUACUUCGUUUUCCCUCGCUCUUCUACUUACCGGCAAAAGACUAUCUCCGACGGACCUUCCUCUCUAGAUUUAGCAGUUCUUCGACCUCGCUCGUGAUAAUGUCUGCCUUCGGUGCUAAUGCGAACACCAACCCUAACAAAUCCUACGAGGUUACUCCACCACCUUCAGAUUCUAUUUCGAGCUUGAGUUUUAGUCCAAGAGCAGAUAUACUUGUGGCCACCUCAUGGGACAAUCAGGUGAGGUGUUGGGAAAUAUCUCGUAGUGGAAACUCUAUGGCCAGUGCUGCAAAAGCAUCAAUAUCGCAUGAUCAGCCGGUCUUGUGCUCUGCUUGGAAAGAUGAUGGAACCACUGUCUUCAGUGGAGGAUGUGAUAAGCAAGCAAAGAUGUGGCCCUUGUUGUCAGGUGGUCAACCUGUAACUGUAGCUAUGCACGAUGCUCCUAUUUCAGCCAUGGCCUGGAUCCCGGGAAUGAAUCUCCUCGCCACUGGAAGCUGGGAUAAAACAUUGAAAUAUUGGGACACAAGACAGCAAACUCCUGUGCAUACCCAGCAGCUUCCAGAUAAAUGCUAUGCGUUGUCUGUCAAACAUCCUCUGAUGGUUGUGGGAACUGCAGAUAGAAAUCUGAUAGUCUUCAACUUGCAAAAUCCUCAGACUGAGUUCAAGAGAAUCCCAUCCCCACUAAAGUACCAGACGAGGUGUGUUACUGCCUUCCCUGAUCAGCAAGGAUUUCUGGUUGGUUCAAUUGAGGGGCGCGUUGGUGUCCAUCAUCUGGAUGAUGCUCAACAGAGCAAGAACUUCACAUUCAAAUGCCACAGAGAUGGCAAUGAGAUAUAUUCCGUUAACGCUCUGAACUUCCACCCGGUACAUGGCACUUUUGCCACCGCUGGCUCCGAUGGUGCUUUCAAUUUCUGGGACAAGGAUAGUAAACAGCGACUCAAGGCCAUGUCAAGGUGCAAUCAGCCAAUUCCUUGCAGUUCAUUCAACCACGAUGGGUCGAUAUAUGCAUAUGCGUCGUGCUAUGACUGGAGCAAAGGUGCAGAGAAUCACAACCCGGCAACGGCGAAAAGCAGCAUCUUCUUGCACCUUACACAGGAAAGUGAGGUUAAGGCGAAGCCAAGAGCACAAGCCGGCAGAAAAUGA
Messenger RNA from Microthlaspi erraticum, 1296 nucleotides. Lineage: Eukaryota; Viridiplantae; Streptophyta; Magnoliopsida; Brassicales; Brassicaceae. The record is from the annotation of a GenBank genome assembly.